Messenger RNA from Parasteatoda tepidariorum (common house spider), 608 nucleotides. It is a transcript of the gene Cip4, whose product is annotated as formin-binding protein 1-like Cip4. Gene Ontology annotation, molecular function: protein binding. The record is from RefSeq and is a predicted model, not a curated record. NCBI's taxonomy places the organism in Eukaryota, Metazoa, Arthropoda, Arachnida, Araneae, Theridiidae. Gene Ontology annotation, biological process: signal transduction.
AAAAAAUUAUUUUUAGAACGAUGAAAUGUAUGUUAAUUUUCAGCAACUUCAAGACAUGGAAGAGAGGAGGAUAGCGUGUGUACAGAAUGUCACGAAGAGAACAGCAGAUGUUCAUAAGCAGGUCAUUCCACUCGUCAUUAAGUGCUUGGAUGGCAUAAUUAGUGCGGCAGAGUCCAUCAAUCCCAGAGAGGAUUCUUAUUUAGUAAUAGAAAAAUUCAAAUCUGGGUAUGAACCACCUGAAGACAUACCUUUCGAAGAUUUAAGUAAUCUUAAGAAUGGCGACCUUGGAAGUGCUUACUCUUCGUCCAGAAAAGACUCCUUAACGGUCAAGGGAACCUUGUCUAGUGGUAAAACUAAAAAGAGGGGCAAAUUAUUAAACAUGUUCACAAACUCAAAGAAUGUUGUUGAUGAAAUAAAGGAAGACAGUUUCAGUGAUCUUCCUCCUCAGCAAAGAAAAAGGAAGUUGCAACAAAGACUAGAUGAAAUUAACUCCAAAAUUCAACAAAAAACGUCUGCUAGGGAAGGAUUGAUGAAGAUGAAAGGUGUUUAUGAACAAAAUCCAUCGAUGGGUGAUGGAAAAACUUCAACAGGAAUUUCAAAAAUAUCAG